This is a messenger RNA of Nasonia vitripennis (jewel wasp), 1157 nucleotides long. RefSeq names its product glutathione S-transferase. Gene Ontology annotation, molecular function: glutathione transferase activity. The transcript has 4 exons. Bases 404 to 1012 code for a protein of 202 amino acids. The record is from RefSeq and is a predicted model, not a curated record. Gene Ontology annotation, biological process: glutathione metabolic process. NCBI's taxonomy places the organism in Eukaryota, Metazoa, Arthropoda, Insecta, Hymenoptera, Pteromalidae.
UCAAGUCAAACUUUACGUGUUCGCUUGUCCAUGUGACAGUAAUUAAGGAAAAUUCUUGAGAAAACUUAAUGCAACGAACUUUGUGGAAAAGACUAAAUUAUUAACAUAUCAUACCAUUCGAAACUUUAUACCGUAUUUUAGAAGAAAUUGAACUGAAAGUCACUGUCGACGUGUUUUUUUUGCUUUGUAAUAUCUACUAUAUAAGUGCUUAACAUCAAUAACAACACUGAUUGUACAUAUCUGCAAGCGAAAACGCUACAUCACGCGCUUUGAUUUUCCCGCAAAACAUUGUAUUAUAUUAUCUAAAAAAACACUUUGAUGCAAUACUUACGUUGCGACUUUAACUAAACGAUAAGACACAAUAAGAUAACAAUAAGAUAGUCGCAAACCGAAAAAAAUAAACAUGCCUUACUACAAGCUGACCUACUUCCCCGUAAAGGCUCUGGGUGAGCCGAUCAGGUUCCUCUUCAGCUACGGCGGAGUCGACUUCGUGGACGACCGCUUCGAUCAGGCUGACUGGCCGAAAAUCAAGCCUACGACGCCGUUCGGUCAGGUACCGAUUCUCGAAGUAGACGGUAAGAAGGUCUGCCAAUCCACGGCUAUCUGUCGUUAUCUCGCAAAGCAGUUUGGCCUCGCUGGAAAGGAUGACUGGGAAGCUCUCGAGAUCGAUGCCGCCGUUGAUACCAUCCAUGACCUUCGAGCUAAAAUCGCCGCCCAUCACUACGAAAACAACGCAACGGCCAAGGCUGAGAAACUGGCAGCGGCAAAGGAGCUGGUACCUUUCUACGUCCAGCGUCUGGACGAGCAGGUAAAGCGCAACGGUGGUUACCUUGUCGGCGGCAAGCUCAGCUGGGCCGAUAUCGUCCUUGUCGGACUUCUGGACUAUCUGAACUUCAUGUCAGGCCAUAACAUUAUUGAGAAUGCCGUCAACCUAAAGGCCCUCGAGGCCAAGGUACUGGCCCAGCCUGGCAUUAAGGCCUGGGUAGCCAAGCGACCUAAGACCGAUUUAUAAGUGUUUUUUUUUUUUUCGAAUAAUCUGUGAUGUGUGAAUUGUUGUUUUUAUAAAACUAUCGUAUAACAAUCUCAAACCGUUUUGAAUAAACACGCUUAAUACACUUAAGGUUUUUGCUAUGAAUAAAUGUCUUUAUUUUAUCAAA